Messenger RNA from Phytophthora infestans T30-4, 4467 nucleotides. Its product is annotated as alpha-1,3-mannosyltransferase, putative. Bases 1 to 4467 code for a protein of 1488 amino acids. The record is from RefSeq and is a predicted model, not a curated record. NCBI's taxonomy places the organism in Eukaryota, Oomycota, Peronosporomycetes, Peronosporales, Peronosporaceae. The transcript is spliced from 4 exons. Gene Ontology annotation, molecular function: protein binding; glycosyltransferase activity.
AUGGAGAGCCGUGGAGCGCGCUGGGCAGCGGCGUUUGGGCUGCAGGGCGAUGUGCUUGCAGCACAGCGUGAGCGCUACGAGCGUCUGAAGCAGCACAUGGUGUUUCAGAUCGACGCGACUGGCAUCACUGACCCGCUGACUGCCUUCGCGGCUGCCAAUGGCUCGCCUUCUGCCAAUUCUUCAAGUUGGAGCCAAUACUUCACGGACGAAACGCUGCUAGAGGAGAUCAACACAGAUCUAGAGCGCCUGUACCCUGCAGGCAACGAAAGUUUCUUCCAAAACGAAUUGUACUUGAGCACACUGCGCCACGUACUCUUCGUCUGGUGUCGAUUACAUCCGGAUGUAGCUUACCGUCAAGGCAUGCACGAUGUGGUUGCCGUAGUACUCUACGCCUUCCUACAGACUACCAAAGAGGGCAACACCGAGGAAGAUCAGGUCAAAAACCUACCGAAUCAGCCAGAAGCGGACACUUUCUUGGUGUUUGAAGCCGUCAUGUUGUUCCUUAAACCGUUCUACGAGAUUAUCAAGACGAGACGCAACACUGCACGUGAUAAUGAGGACAGCAGGCGACUAUUUGCCAGUUUCUCACUAAAGGAGAGUGAGAGCAGCAAUGGACACGAAACACAACCAGCACUGCAUCGACUAUGCCAUCAUAUCCAAUUCGAACUAUUGCAGCAGAAAGACCCGCAGCUAUACUACCAGUUGCAAAACUUGGAAAUUGUCCCAGAGACGUAUUGCUUGAGGUGGAUCCGACUUCUUUUUGCACGCGAAUACGCACUGAAAGAGUUACUGUGGGUCUGGGAUGCCAUGAUCUUGGACAACAGUCGAGCGGACGUUAUUUUCCCAGUGAUCAACAUGACUGUCAAAUCAGAUAACGAUUUAUUGCAAUUACCUAAGCUAGCCUGUAAAAGCGAAGAUACGAACUGGACUGGCUUCCCACUGCUGCGUUAUGUCUGCGUUGCGAGACUGCUGCAAUUGUCCUCUGAGUUACGUCAAUCGGAUAACACUGGCUGUCUUCGGCUCCUCAUGCGUACGUAUCAAGGAGAAGAACUCGACGGAGAAGAGAAUCGCGCUGUGGAACUCAUGAAUUUCGCCAAAGUUCUACAAGAUCCAAUGGCCGAAGAGCAACAACAGAGUGCCAGUGACGUGGCCAACUCUGAUAAAGGAUCUAGCUCAGUGAAAGUUGUCCAGUUUAAGGAAGGCUCGCUUGGCAUUGUAUUGACAGGAGCAGCAGCUCCUUACGACGAUCGUUUAGCAGUGAAAUCGUUUACAAGAGACCCAAAUGCUACCGAUGGUGUAGGACAAGCCGAAGCUAGUGGGAAAGUGCGUCUCGGUGAUCUGCUUCAGUCCAUCAAUGGCGUUCCAAUUGUAGGCGUGACGACUGAAGAAGUAAAGCGUCGUCUCCAACUCAUCAACCGCCCGGUAUACAUUGGAUUCUGCCAUUGCAGUGACGUCUACGCUGCUGUUUCGGAUGGUUCUGAAGCUAUCGGAUCUUCAGAUGCUGCGGGGUCCUCGCCGAGGUCGGAAACUGCAUUAUCUGAGCUGGUUCUGCCUGUAUUUUUACCCGGAGAGCUGUGUUACGCCAACGUUGAGACGAGUAUGCAGAGACUGGUGCUUUCCCACGACGGAUCAUGCCAAUCUCACUACAUCAGCGGGAAGUUGUUCAUCACGAACUAUCGAUGUUUCUUCACGCGUCUACUUGGCCGAGGAGAAAUUGACUGGCAGAUCCCGGUGCUGUCCAUCACCUCAAUCGACCGUAUCAAUCCUCGUGAUAAUUCUACAACAGCUGCUGCUACGCUCUCGGUGGAAAAUGCGCAAGUUGCUCUUGGUUUCGCUCCAGACGACUCGUUCAAAGUCGUGAUUCGCUGCAAAGAUCUACAGGUGGCACGCUUGUCUAUCGCUGACCAGAGCGAGUACAGCAAACUUGUCAAGUGCUUGAGCUUUCUGGCUUUCCCACAGAGUUUGCUGGAUGCUUUCUGCUUUGCGUAUGCUCCAACUGUGGCUCCAUCCGAAGAAGUGCAAUUCGACAUUCGUCAGGAGUACAAACGUAUCGGAUUACUAUCUUUUCCAGGACAUCUGCGUUGUAUCGACCAGUCGGUGACGUACACGCUCUGCGAGACGUACCCGCGACACCUUAUUGUGCCUGCGGAUAUCUCGGACGUACGUCUCAAGGCAGCCGCUGCGUUCCGAGCUCAUCAACGUCUUCCUGUGGUGAGCUGGAUUCAUCGCGGGAAUGGAGCCACCAUCGUUCGGUCGAGUCAACCGCUUGUAGGCUUGAAAUCUGCACGUAGUGGAGAAGACGAGCUGCUUGUAACGCUGUCGUGCUGCUCAAGCAACAAGAAAGCGUUCGGACGUUAUGUGAUCAUGGAUGCGCGAAGUCAAUUGGCUGCUGUGGGUAAUAAAGCGUUGGGAAAAGGAACCGAGAUCUCCAGCAACUAUCGCGGCGCUAAACUGAUAUUCAUGAACGUCGAGAACAUUCACUCGGUUCGGCAGUCGCAGCUCGCUUUAGCUGCGACUUUUGAGCCUAAGAAGAGUGCGAGCGAAGAUACGUCGAGCAGUUUUUACGGACGUAUCGACAGUUCUGGCUGGCUACGUCACGUGCGUCUGGUUUUGGAGGCUUCGGUGGAGUUGGCGCACACAGUUCACAAUGCGCAGAUGGUGGCGCUGGCUGAGUUGAUGUUGGAUCCGUAUUAUCGUACUCUGCGUGGGUUCCAGAUACUCGUUGAGAAGGAAUGGUGUGCAUUUGGACACCAGUUUGCUCUAAGGAGUGGCCACGCUCGCAGUGACGUCUCGAACGAGCAACGUUCGCCCGUGUUUCUGCUGUGGUUGGAUUGUGUUUGGCAAUACAUUCGCCAGUAUCCGACGGAGUGCGAGUUCAACGAGAGCUUUCUACUUACGCUGGCGGAUCAUGUUUACUCGUGCAAGUUCGGCACGUUCAUGUUCGAUUGCGAACGUCAACGGAAGGACUUUUUCGCUAAACAUCGAGUGUUCUCGGUCUGGAGCGAGAUCAACACUCAAAGCGAGCGCUUCACGAACCACAUGUAUGCACCCAGCGAGCAGGCGACCGUGUUGUCUCCCAGCACGCUCUCCAAGAACAUCAAACCUAUGGCGCUUCCUCCUCCACCGGCGCUGGCCGCCAUCGUGGCCCCGUGGGUCCUGGUGCUCAUCUUCGUCGUCUGGGGAUUCUUUCGUGGUCUCAACUGCUCGAUUCCUCGUCCUGUUCGACAAUCGAAAGAGACCAAAAAGCUUCGCGUAGGAUUCGUACACCCUGACUUCGGUAUCGGCGGUGCUGAGAACCUCGUUGUAAACGCAGCGGUGGCGCUGCAACAACGUGGUGCUCAUGUCACCGUGUUCACAGCCCACCACGACGUGAACCACUGCUUCGAAGAGACACGUGGCGAUGGACCGCUGGCUGCUCACGUGCGUGUACAUGGCGAUUGGCUACCCCGUACGAUCCUAGGCAAGCUCUACGCGCUCUGCGCAGUAGUACGCGUACUAUUCGUGACACUAUGCAUCGCCAUAUCCUACAUAAACGACGUGGAUGUGUUCGUGGUGGACCAAGUGUCGAUUUCUAUCCCGUUCUUGCGUGCGCUAGGCAAGCCCGUGCUCUUCUAUGGCCACUUCCCAGACAAACUUCUCUGCAUCCGCUCCGACUCGCCUUGGAAGCGUAUGUAUCGCAUACCAUUGGACUAUUUGGAGGAGAUCACCACCGCUGCGUCAGAUAUCAUCGUAGCUAACAGCAAGUUCUCUCGUGAAGUCUUUCAGAAGGUUUUCCCUCGUCUCCGCUCGAAGAAGCUAGGCAUCCUUUACCCACCGGUAGAUGUAAAGGCUUACGAAGCCACCGCUGAGGCAGACGUACAGCGUGAUUCAGGGCUUUUUGUGUCGCUGAACCGCUUUGAGCGUAAGAAGAAUGUGGCACUAGCGAUUGAAGCGCUCGUGGAGUUGCGUACCAGACUGCCGAGCGAUGAGUUCCAGCGUGUUAAACUUAUCGUGGCAGGAGGUUACGACCCGCUAAAUACCGAGAACAAGGAACAUCUCAUCGAGCUCCAAGCUGUGGUUGUGAAGCAUGGUCUUAAGGAGCAUGUAGAGUUUCGUACUUCCGUCUCAAACUCCAUGAAGCUUGAGUUAUUACGCAAGGCUCAUGGCAUCCUGUAUACACCUGAUCGUGAGCACUUCGGCAUCGUCCCUGUCGAGGCCAUGGCAUGUGGUACUCCUGUUAUCGCAGUGAGUUCUGGCGGUCCGUUAGAGUCCAUCGCUGAUGGAGAGACGGGAUUUCUGUGUCAGCAGAAGCCAGAGGCUUUCGCAGAGGCCAUGGCGAAGCUGUGUGGACCUAAAAACAGCACCAAAGUCGUCGAAAUGAGCGCGUGUGGCAGACUUCGUGCCCAAAAACUCUUCUCAUUGGAAACUUUCGGGGAUACUCUACUUGAGCUGGUGAACCAGGCUGUGUACGGUGAGAAAGCGGCGUAG